GUCAGCUUCGAGCCAAAAACCCAAAUAAGCUCGGAGGUUAUCUAUUGUUUACAAUUAUGAGACCUGAUGUUAAUGAUUACCACUCCUCCCAUAGUGCUACCUCUACUCGUUUAAGGAUACAAACUUGUAUCGAGGAAACUAUAGGUAUAGAUGACCCUGCUAAACCUUUUAAGAAUUUUGAUAUGUAUAUUUUUGUAGACUUAUCCUUCGACAUUUUUGCUGUUGAACUAGAAUUUAUAUAUGAUGUUGUUUACACCAAAGUUGUUUUGAUUUACACCAAGUUAGGAUGUUCGUUGCGCAUCAUCAGUUUCAUUAGCUCCUUCUCAGUUGUACUGCUCUUCUUUAUCAGCAUCAUUAAUGAGCCAAAAUUCCAUUUCUCAAGAGUUGAUAUUGCCAUAACGGGCAUCUUAUUGACUGGAGCUGUUGCACUGGAACUUUAUGCAGCAUGGGUAAUGCUUUCUUCUAACUGGGCAAUCUUUGUUGCGGCGUUUCAUCAUAAUCUGUUGGUACGCAAAAUAUUUAGCGUAGCCUUAAAGAGAUUGCCUUGGCUAUUGCAUCGAGGUAAAAGUUGGUCAAAUAAAAUUGGACAAUUCGAUCUGUUAAGAUAUUGUUUGCUUUACAAGAAAAAGAAAGGGAACCAAUCAAGUGGCAUUCUACACAAGAUCACCAACAAUGAUAUUACUGACAUGUGGCACAAAUACAUGUUCACUAAAUUCGAUCCGGUUCCACGUUAUUUAAUGGACAUAGGCAAUUUCUUGCACCCUGCUUGGUCGUUCAUACGGAGCGAUUCCUUCCGAGCUUCAAGGGGGGAAAAUGCACUUAGUGCUGAGCAAUAUGAUGAUCUAAGGUGGAGCAUAAAAUUGGACUUUGAUUAUAGCAUCAUAAUAUGGCACCUUGCCACAAGUGUUUGCUAUUAUCAAGAGCAUCAGGGUGAUGAUGAUAAUGAUGACGAGGCCAAAAUUAGUAAACAAGUAUCAGAUUACAUGAUGUAUCUGCUGGCCAUGUGUCCUGCCCUUAUAUUGCCUGAGCAGAGCAAGAGUUUUUGGCUUGAUCAUGCUUAUGACAAGCUCAAAGAACUUUUGUUUUCUGCAACUGAGACAACAAAUGCUACUUCCACAUUACUUUCUAAUCCAGAUAUUGUUGAUGAAAAGGAGCAUGAAUCCAGUGAGGAGUCAACAAUGGAAAACCUACAGGGAGGUGUGUCUGCUGCAAUUGAUAUAAGAAAUGUUGUUUCCAGGGAGACAACAUUGAAACAAAUCCUAAAGAAAGAUGUGUUCAAACUAGCCACAUUUUUAAAGCAAUUAGAAAAUAAAUGGAAAUUGAUUAGGGAAGUCUGGAUAGAAAUGCUUGUUUAUGCAGCGGUUUCAAGUCAGAACAUUAGUCACGUGGUGUUUCUUCACUGUCCACCUGGCACGGGUAAGACCCCUUUGGUUAGGUUAUGCAUCCAAGAUGCAGGUGCCAACCUUUUCCGUGUGAAUGGACCUGAGAUUGUUAGUCAGUAUUGGGGAGCAAGUGAGCAAGCAUUGCGUGAAGUUUUUGAUUCAGCUACCAAAGCUGCACCUUCUGUGCUCAGAUUUCUUCUCUCCAAAAUAUUUAUUCAUGAGCUGGAUGCCAUUAUUGCCCCUGCACGGAAGGACGGAGGUGAAGAGCUAUCACAAAGAAUGGUUGCUACUCUAGUAGAAUUGAUGGCGUACUUGUGAUUUCCGCUACCAACAGGCCAGAUAGCAUUGAACCUGCACUCAGGCGGCCUGGAAGACUUGACAGGGACCUUAAGAUUGGUAAUAAUACAAUAGGUUUU
Molecule: messenger RNA, 1798 nt
Organism: Rubroshorea leprosula
Lineage: Eukaryota; Viridiplantae; Streptophyta; Magnoliopsida; Malvales; Dipterocarpaceae
Source: the annotation of a GenBank genome assembly